AUGAGACUAACAUUGACCGGCGCUGUGUUGGCUGGGACGUUUACCUCUGUGCUAGCCGACGACCUGUCGUACUGCUGCAAUGCAUUAGCAGCCGCAGGUCUUGCUCAGAGCAUCGUCGCUCCUGGCGUACAAACUUAUGAGAGCAGCGUACAGAAGUACUUCAGUCUCGCAGCCGAUCUGAGGCCACAAUGCUUCCUUCAGCCGAGAGAUGCGGCAGAAGUUUCGCUGGCAGUCAAAACUCUUGCCGCCGCAAACAAAACUCAGCCAUGUCAAUUUGCCGUGCGGAGCGGCGGUCAUACGUCUUUUCCGGGAGCUGCAGGUAUUGAGGACGGAGUGACGAUUGAUUUGCAGAAUCUCAACAGCACCAUAUAUCACACAGAGAACAGUACCGCGUCCGUCGGCCCUGGUGCAGAAUGGGGAGAUGUGUAUUCGGCACUCGACAAGCUCGGAGUCAUGGUGGUAGGCGGUCGGUCAACAACGAUUGGUGUUGGUGGCUUGACUCUCGGAGGCGGCAACUCUUAUUACGCUGCGAGGUAUGGUCUCGCCUGCGACAACGUAGCUCGUUUCACUGUGGUCCUCGGAGACGGCAGUAUUGUCACUGCAAGCAAAGAUGAACAUCCAGACUUGUUUCAAGCCCUGAAGGGCAGCAGCAACAAUCUUGGAAUCGUUACUAACUUCGAUCUCAUGGCGUUCGAUAACGGCCAGAAUGGCACAAUCUGGGGCGGUGUGGUUCUUUACCCAGCGCAGAAUGUGUCGGACCAGCAAUUCCAAGCAUUGCAAGUCUUUGGAGACAACAUUUCAAACGACCCCUAUGGAUCUGUCAUUGUGAUCAGUACGUUCCUCAGCGACACAAAGACGCCGAUGUUCAUGAAUGCGUACGACUACACCAAGCCAGGGGCCACUCGAUCGGAUGCAGAGCCAACCUUCAAAGACUUAUGGUUAAUCACAGGUAACUUGUCAGACUCAACUGGACCGAGGAAUAUGACCUCACUGGCGUAUGAGUUUGAAGGGCCCAAGGAUCAUCGAGUAUCUUUCAGCACUUUGACGUUCAAAAACGACAUCCGGGUGAUGAAGAAGGCUCACGAGGCAUUUCUGAAAGUGACAGAGACUCUCACCGCAGAUGCAAAGGGGGACUACGGCUUUUACUGCCUGUAUCAGCCAAUUCCAACCCUUUUUGCGAAGCAUGGCUUGGACAAGGGAGGCAAUGUUUUGGGUCUGGAUCGCUUCAACGAGACUUUGAUCUUGUGGGAGGCCUAUCUGAAAUGGCAAGGCCAAGAGCAAGACGAGCUAUUUCAGGCACAGGCGACCUUCUUACGAAAUGAGAUCUCUGAGUACACCAAGUCGAUCGCCUCUGACAACCCUUGGCUUUACCUGAACUACGCCGAUGCUGCACAAAAUCCACUGGAAGGCUACGGCGAAGCCAACGUGAACAAGAUCCGAGCAGCCUCGAAGAAGUAUGAUCCCAACGGUGUCUUCCAGUACAUGGUCCCUGGUGGCUUCAAAAUCUCCGCUGUCAAGGAAGAGAGCGUGGACGCAGGGAAGAGCCAUGCAGGGGCAAUUGCUGGAGGUGUAAUCGGAGGUUUAGCUGCUAUUGUACUCGCAGUGGUUGCCGGCUUCAUCUGGCAUCGCAAGCGAUACACUAUCACUGAGCCUGAGCCAAGGCCAGUACCGCUGAUCGCAGAUUCGCCACCUUCGGAGAAGACGGGAAAGGAGAGUGACUCUACGUAG
Messenger RNA from Zasmidium cellare ATCC 36951, 1728 nucleotides. RefSeq lists its product as uncharacterized. Bases 1 to 1728 code for a protein of 575 amino acids. The transcript has 8 exons. Lineage: Eukaryota; Fungi; Ascomycota; Dothideomycetes; Mycosphaerellales; Mycosphaerellaceae. Gene Ontology annotation, molecular function: FAD binding. The record is from RefSeq and is a predicted model, not a curated record.